AACAAGCAAAAUCCCAUCAAAAGACUGACGAAAACAAAGAUUAGUUUUUCUAAGGUGCUUCCAUCCAAACAAACACGCAACGAGUUAGGGUUUUUGGUUUCCCAAAUGUCCUUUUUGAAAGCAAAAAAUAAACGAAAAGGUUGUUAAGAAUAGUUUAAUAUUUAAGUGCUCUUUGCUUUCUUAAAGAAAGAUUUUAGGGUUUAAUACUGUGCAAGUGUGCAGAGGUUUUUGGGUCUCUGGAAGCUAAAGAUGUGUUUGUUUGGCUUAACAAAGGCCAAAACCUUUCUGGGUCCAUUGUAUUUAUUGCAUUGCAGCUAAGAUUUGAUGACCCAUUUGCUUCAUUCUUAGUGGGUUUGUUUGUGUGCCAGAGUGGUCUGAGCUCUGCCAUACACUGUACUGCACAAAAGGCCUUUUCCACCUCUACCCAGAUCUUAAAGUUUCAGAUUGUUCAAAGUUUGAAAUCUGUUGCAAGAGUGAGUCUUUGUUUGCUGCAGAGCUUGAAUCUUUGGAGGGGACUGUUUUCACUGAGCCACAUUGUUCAUAUAGAAGGGGCUUGGUGAGAAAAUGCUCAACCAUUCAAGGUCUGAUCUCUGAAGGUGACUCUGUUUGUUUAGUUUGUUUUCACUCAUUUAUUGCUUGGACUCAGUUUGUGUAUCUGGAAAGCAUUCCUUGUUGAAGAACUGUUUCUCAUUUUGUGUUCUGUUAGGGUUUUCACUUCUCUACCGUUUAGUACUGGUAGAUGAACUCUGUGAGUUCUGUGGUUGAGUAUGAACUCUAUUAGGGUUUUCAUUUGUUGAAGAAAAUGUUGUUGGGUUGUGCAUUAGGCUGUUGAAUGGUCUGUAAACCACUUGGGUUUUCUUUGAAUUUCUUGAUUUGAAGGCUUGAGAGAUCAUUUUGGUUUUUCAUACUGGACUUAUAUCUUACUUGGGUGAAAGUUGAAAUCAUCUUUUGGGGUUGAAAUGAAGCUCUUUAGGGUUUUGAUGGUAUCAUUACUUUUUGUCUGUGCCAUGGGGCAGCUUCCUUCUCAGGACAUUUUGGCACUGCUUGAAUUCAAGAAGGGAAUCAAGCAUGACCCAACAGGUUAUGUGCUUAAUUCUUGGAAUGAUGAGUCCAUUGACUUCAAUGGCUGCCCUUCCUCUUGGAAUGGGAUUGUCUGCAAUGGCGGCAACGUUGCUGGAGUUGUCCUUGAUGGCCUGGGUUUAUCUGCUGAUGCAGAUUUGAGUGUAUUUUCAAACCUCACGAUGCUCGUGAAGCUUUCGAUGCCAAACAACUCGAUAACAGGCAAAAUGCCAAGCAAUAUAGGUGACUUCCAAACCCUUGAGUAUCUGGAUUUGUCAAACAAUCUAUUCUUCUCAUCUUUACCAUUGGAGAUUGGUAAGUUAGGGAGCUUAAAGAACCUCUCAUUGGCCGGUAACAACUUCUCCGGCUCUAUUCCGGAUUCAAUUUCAGGGAUUACCUCAAUCGAGUCCUUAGACUUGAGUUGCAACUCAUUUUCCGGUUCACUACCAUCUUCAUUAAGAAAAUUGAACGGUUUGGUAUCUCUCAAUCUAUCUCUUAAUGGGUUCACAAAGAAUAUCCCAAAAGGGUUUGAGCUAAUGCCUAAUCUUGAGGUUCUUGAUUUGCAUGGAAAUAUGCUUGAAGGUAACCUAGAUGGGCAAUUCUUGCUUCUAACUAUGGCGGUUCAUGUUGAUUUUAGUGGGAAUAACCUAGUGACUUCAACUUCAUCAAAGCAGAAUUUUAUACCUGGUGUAGCGGAUACUAUUCAGUAUUUAAAUCUUAGCCACAAUCAGCUUACAGGGUCUCUAGUAAAUGGGAACGAGGCACAAAUAUUUGGGAACUUGAAAGUGUUGGAUUUGAGCUACAAUCAACUGUCUGGGGAGUUACCAGGAUUUAAUUUUGUUUAUGACCUUCAGGUUCUCAAGCUUAGCAACAACAGAUUUUCUGGUUUUGUUCCUAAUGGACUUCUGAAAGGAGAUUCCUUGGUUCUAACUGAAUUGGAUCUGAGUGGCAACAACCUCUCAGGGCCAAUAAGUAUGAUUACAUCAACAACUUUGAACAUACUUAAUCUCUCCUCAAACGGGCUUUCUGGUGAUCUUCCAUUGCUAACUGGAAGCUGUGCAGUACUUGAUCUGUCAAGGAACCAAUUUGGAGGAAAUUUAUCCCGGUUGGUAAAAUGGGCAAACGUUGAAAUCCUCGAUCUUAGCCAGAACAAUUUGACAGGGUCAAUCCCUGAGCUGACUUCUCAAUUUCUGCGUUUAAAUUACCUCAACCUCUCUCACAAUUUUCUUAGUAGUUCACUGCCAAAAGUCGUUACUCAGUUUCCUAAACUUACAGUCCUUGAUGUUAGUUUCAACCAGUUAGAUGGACCUUUCCUAACUGCCUUGCUAACAUCAACGACUUUGCAAGAACUUCAUCUUGAAAACAAUUUUCUUUCUGGAAGUAUCGAGUUCUCUCCUUCCCCAUUUGGGACCAACCUUGAAGUUCUUGAUCUUUCUCAUAACCAGCUUACUGGCUAUUUUCCUGAUGGAUUUGGGUCUUUAACUGGACUUAAAGUGCUCAGUCUUGCAAAGAACAAUUUGUCUGGUUCUCUACCAACUUCCAUGGCUAACUUGACUUUGCUAAGUUCAUUAGAUAUCUCCCAGAAUCAUUUCACGGGCGUGUUGCCAAGUAACUUGUCAAACAGUCUUGAAAGCUUCAAUGCAUCAUACAACGAUCUAACUGGGGUUGUCCCGGAAAAUCUGAGAAAAUUUCCAUUAUCGUCUUUCUUCCCUGGAAAUUCCAGAUUGCAAUAUCCAAACCCUCCUCCCGGAUCGGGCCAAGUUCCCUCUGGAAAUCCCAACAGGAAACCUAUCAAAAAUAUAGUCAAAGUGGUAGUGAUUGUUGUAUGUGUGGUUGCUGUGGUUAUUUUGAUUCUGCUUGCUAUCUUUAUACAUUACACCCGCAUAUCAAAGCGACCUCUUCCACAACGUGUUACGAGCAAAGACAUCAGCAGGCGGACCUCAUCAAAUCCUUCGGGCGUUAGCGGAAGGGACAGUGCUGGUUUAGUUGUUUCGGCUAAGGAUCUUAUGACUUCACGGAAAGGAUCCUCGUCGGAGAUAAUUAGUGCAGAUGAGAAAAUAACUGGCUUCUCUCCAUCGAAGAACAGCCAUUUCUCUUGGUCACCUGAGUCUGGGGAGUCAUAUCCUGAUGAAAGUUUGGCGAGGCUCGAUGUUAGGUCUCCUGAUAGAUUGGCCGGUGAGCUACAUUUUCUUGACGAUACAAUUACUUUAUCGCCCGAGGAAUUAUCGAGGGCCCCGGCUGAAGUACUUGGGAGGAGCAGCCAUGGGACUUCUUACAGGGCAACACUUGAUAAUGGGAUGUUUUUGACUGUAAAGUGGUUAAGAGAAGGGGUUGCGAAGCAGAGAAAGGAUUUUGCAAAGGAAGCUAAAAAAUUUGCAAAUAUCAGGCAUCCGAAUGUGGUGGGUUUGAGAGGCUACUAUUGGGGACCCACACAGCAUGAGAAGCUCAUUCUGUCGGAUUAUAUCUCACCCGGAAGUCUUGCGAGCUUUCUCUAUGAUCGACCAGGAAGAAAGGGUCCACCGCUAUCCUGGGCGCAAAGGCUCAAAAUAGCUGUUGACGUUGCACGUGGCCUGAACUAUCUCCAUUUUGACCGUGCUGUUCCACACGGAAACAUCAAAGCAACCAACAUACUCUUAGAUGGGCCCGACCUCAAUGCUCGUGUCGCUGAUUACUGCCUUCACCGCCUCAUGACCCAAGCCGGCACCAUUGAGCAAAUCCUCGAUGCCGGGGUGUUGGGCUAUCGUGCACCAGAACUAGCUUCUUCCAAGAAGCCACUUCCCUCCUUCAAGUCAGACGUGUAUGCCUUUGGAGUCAUUUUGUUGGAGCUCUUAACCGGAAAAUGUGCCGGCGACGUGGUUUCUGGUGAAGAUGGAGGCGUUGAUUUGUCAGAUUGGGUGCGGUUGAAGGUAACUGAAGGUCGCGGGUCAGAAUGUUUCGAUGCGGUGUUGUUGCCGGAGAUGGGGAAUCCGGCUGCGGAUAAGGGAAUGAAAGAGGUCCUCGGAAUCGCUUUACGAUGCAUAAGAUCGGUUUCGGAGAGGCCAGGUAUCAAGACUAUAUAUGAAGAUCUUUCAUCUAUAUGAUUUGAUUUUCUUAGCUUGAUUUUGUGUGCCUUUUUUUAGAUUUUAUGUGGGAAUCAAAUAGCUCAUUGGCCUCCCCUUUUUUUGAGUCAUUUUCAGUUAGGCAAAUAGUGUGUUAAAGCUAAUUUUGUUAACAAUUGUUGUAAAGUUUGGUGGGCUUCAUUACUGUGUGUACACACAGAUCUUCCCUUCCAUGGUGAGCUAUAUAAUCACUAAUUUGCAA
Camellia sinensis is the source of this 4359-nucleotide messenger RNA. RefSeq names its product Leucine-rich receptor-like protein kinase family protein (gene GHR1). Gene Ontology annotation, biological process: protein phosphorylation. Lineage: Eukaryota; Viridiplantae; Streptophyta; Magnoliopsida; Ericales; Theaceae. The record is from RefSeq and is a predicted model, not a curated record. Gene Ontology annotation, molecular function: protein kinase activity; ATP binding; protein binding.